AUGCCUUUCUCCCUAUCCAACCCCCGGGCAAAGGCAUUUACUGCCAUUGCAUAUGCUACCACCCUCCUCGCGGCUUCCCUCGAGGAUGUCUGCACAGUGGAAUAUGCCCAGGCUCACCUACCCGCAUCGACCUUCAUCCAGGGCAUCACCCUCGACCCGUCAUCCGUCACGACAAACAUAGUCACAAACGCAUCUACAAGCACCAACUCAAACUUUUAUCCUGCAGCAACCUUCUCGUACUGCAAUCUCACCCUGGCGUACUCCCAUGACGGCCGAGAUGACCAAGUUCUCAUCCAAUACUGGUUGCCCGACCCUUCCAAGUUCGAGAAUCGGUACUUGUCCACCGGCGGUGGUGGCUAUGCCAUCUAUUCCGGUCCGCAGUCUCUGCCUGGUGGUGUGAUGUAUGGCGCUGUUGCUGGAGCUACGGAUGGUGGGUUUGGGAGUUUUUCGACCAACGCUGAUGCGGCCAUGUUGCUUGCUAAUGGGACCCUGGACUAUGAGACUCUGUACAUGUUCGGGUACAAGGCCCAUUGGGAGUUGAGUAAGAUUGGGAAGCAGUUUACGCGCAACUUUUAUGGAAUGGCUGAGGCGACCAAGCUUUAUUCUUAUUAUCAGGGAUGCUCGGAAGGUGGCCGUGAGGGUUGGAGCCAGAUCCAGCGGUAUGGCGAUGAGUGGGAUGGUGCUGCUAUUGGUGCGCCUGCUUUCCGGUGGUCUUUCCAACAGACUCAGCAUCUGUAUUCCAAUAUUGUGACGAAGACUCUGGGGUAUUAUCCUCCACCCUGCGAGAUGGAGAAGAUCAUUAAUGAGACCAUCUCGGCCUGUGAUUCUCUUGAUGGCCUGAAGGAUGGCGUGGUUUCUCGCUCUGACCUUUGUCAACUGCACUUUGACAUCGAUACUGUUGUUGGGAAGCCAUACUAUUGUGCGGCAGUCACUAGCAGGGGCUAUGGCAAGCGCAAGAGGCAGAUGGGUUCUUCAUCUACCCCAGAACAGAAUGGAACUGUCACCGCCAAAGCCGUGGAGGUUGCCAAGGAGGUCAUUCGUGGUCUUCGUGAUACCCAAGGACGACAAGUUUAUCUGUCAUAUCAAACAGCUGCCGACUUUGACGAUGUGACCACCCAGUAUAACUCCGCAACUGGCAAAUGGGAGCUCGAAGUGGACGGCCUAGGUGCCGAGCACAUCGCUCUUCUGGUCGACAAGAACGGCACCGACCUCUCCAAUCUUGACGGUGUGACCUACGACACUCUGAAGGCAUGGAUGAUCUCUGGCAUGGUGGAGUUUGCCUCUACCCUGCAGACCAACUGGCCCGACCUGACACCGUUCCACGAGGCUGGUGGAAAGGUCAUUCACUUCCACGGUGAGGCGGAUGCCAGUGUUCCGACGGCGUCCUCGGUUCGAUACUGGGAGUCUGUCCGGCAGACCAUGUAUCCCGGUCUUUCGUACAAGGAGGGAGCUGCUGCCCUGAAGGAUUGGUAUCAGCUGUACCUCGUUCCUGGCGCUGCGCACUGCGCCACGAAUCCCCUCAUGCCCAAUGGUCCCUUCCCACAGACCAAUCUGCAAGUCCUCAUUAACUGGGUUGAAAAGGAUGUGAAACCUGUCACAUUGAAUGCAACUGUCCUCCAAGGCGAGAAUGUUGGACAGAACCGGCAAAUUUGUGGCUGGCCCCUUCGACCAAAAUGGAAGGGAAGCCAGAUGGAGUGCGAGUAUGAUCAGACCUCCAUCGACACCUGGCACUACGAUUUUAAUGGCGUCCCAUUGCCGGUCUACUAG
Molecule: messenger RNA, 1767 nt
Organism: Penicillium nucicola
Lineage: Eukaryota; Fungi; Ascomycota; Eurotiomycetes; Eurotiales; Aspergillaceae
Product: putative tannase
Exons: 1
Coding region: 1-1767 (588 amino acids)
Source: RefSeq, a predicted model, not a curated record